AUGUCAGACAACGACAAAUACUCAACUCCAUUAUCUUCAAGAUAUGCAUCUGAAGAAAUGUCAAAAAUCUUCUCCCUUAGAAAUAGAUUUUCAACUUGGAGAAGAUUAUGGUUAACUUUAGCAAUUGCUGAAAAAGAAAUGGGUCUUUCUGUCAUCACCGAUGAAGCAAUUGAACAAAUGAAACAAAAUUUAGAAAUCUCCGAUAAAGAAAUUGAAGAUGCCGCCAAGGAAGAAGCAAUUGUUAGACAUGAUGUUAUGGCUCAUGUUCAUGUUUUUGGUAAUACUUGUCCAGCUGCUUCUGGUAUUAUCCAUUUAGGUGCUACUUCUUGUUUCGUUACUGAUAAUGCCGAUUUAAUCUUCUUGAGAGAUGCUUAUGAUGUUGUUAUUCCAAAAUUAGUUAAUGUUAUUGAUAGAUUAAGUAAAUUUGCUUUAGAACAUAAAGAUUUACCUGUUUUAGGUUGGACUCAUUUCCAACCAGCUCAAUUAACUACUGUUGGUAAAAGAGCCACUUUAUGGAUUCAAGAAUUAUUAUGGGAUUUAAGAAAUAUGGUUAGAGCUAGAAAUGAUAUUGGUUUAAGAGGUGUUAAAGGAACAACUGGUACUCAAGCUUCUUUCUUAUCAUUAUUCCAUGGUAAUCAUGAUAAAGUUGAAGCUUUAGAUAAACGUUUAGUCGAAUUAUUAGGUUUCGAUAUUGUUUAUCCAGUUACUGGUCAAACUUAUUCUCGUAAGAUUGAUAUUGAUGUUUUGGCUCCAUUAGCUUCUUUUGGUGCUACUGCUCAUAAAUUUGCUACUGAUAUUAGAUUAUUAGCUAAUUUGAAAGAAGUUGAAGAACCAUUUGAAAAAUCUCAAAUUGGAUCUUCUGCUAUGGCUUAUAAGAGAAAUCCAAUGAGAUGUGAACGUGUUUGUUCUUUAGCUAGACAUUUAGGUGGAUUAUUCAGCGAUGCUGUCCAAACUGCUUCUGUUCAAUGGUUUGAACGUACUCUUGAUGAUUCUGCAAUUAGAAGAAUCUCAUUACCUUCUGCAUUCUUAACUGUUGAUAUUUUAUUGUCUACCAUGUUAAAUAUCACUUCUGGUUUAGUUGUUUAUCCAAAGGUUAUUGAAAGAAGAAUUAAUUCCGAAUUACCAUUUAUGGCUACUGAAAAUAUCAUUAUGGCUAUGGUUGAAAAAGGUGGAAGUAGACAAGAUUGUCAUGAAGAAAUUAGAGUCUUAUCUCAUCAAGCAAGUGCUGUUGUUAAACAAGAAGGUGGUGAUAAUGAUUUAAUUGAAAGAAUUAAAAAGACUGAAUAUUUCAAACCAAUUUGGAAUGAUUUGGAUACUUUAUUAGAUCCAAGUACUUUUGUUGGUAGAGCUCCUCAACAAACUGAAAAAUUCAUUAAGGAAGAUGUUGCUAAUGCUUUGAAACCUUUUGAAAAACAUAUUACUACUGAAAGUGUCGCCUUAAAGGUUUAG
This is a messenger RNA of Hemisphaericaspora subhashii, 1449 nucleotides long. RefSeq names its product adenylosuccinase (gene ADE13). Gene Ontology annotation, biological process: 'de novo' AMP biosynthetic process. The transcript has a single exon. The coding region runs from base 1 to 1449 and encodes 482 amino acids. Gene Ontology annotation, molecular function: (S)-2-(5-amino-1-(5-phospho-D-ribosyl)imidazole-4-carboxamido) succinate lyase (fumarate-forming) activity; N6-(1,2-dicarboxyethyl)AMP AMP-lyase (fumarate-forming) activity. Gene Ontology annotation, cellular component: cytosol. Lineage: Eukaryota; Fungi; Ascomycota; Pichiomycetes; Serinales; Debaryomycetaceae. The record is from RefSeq and is a predicted model, not a curated record.